This is a messenger RNA of Stereum hirsutum FP-91666 SS1, 2396 nucleotides long. RefSeq names its product DEAD-domain-containing protein. Gene Ontology annotation, cellular component: nucleolus. The record is from RefSeq and is a predicted model, not a curated record. Gene Ontology annotation, molecular function: nucleic acid binding; ATP binding. The coding region runs from base 168 to 2192 and encodes 674 amino acids. NCBI's taxonomy places the organism in Eukaryota, Fungi, Basidiomycota, Agaricomycetes, Russulales, Stereaceae. The transcript has 11 exons.
GGAUCGAGCUGCCUCUGCCUGUUCUCCUUCUGUUCCCGAUCUGUGUAUUCUCCUGAAGUAUCUUGUCACCAAUAGCGUUUCACUGCGGAACUCUUUCAACCCGGUCUUCGUCAGCGUCCACAACCUUUGCUCGUUCUUCAGGCCCAUUCCAGAAGUGAUAUUUUCUCAUGGCUUCCGUGACCGCUCUCGCUGGAUCAUGGGCCUCGCUGCCAACGCCCUUAACAUCAUGGGUGUUUGAUGUUGUUCAGUCCAUGGGGCACACGCAGAUGACACCUGUCCAGUCGUCUACCAUUCCUCUGUUCAUGAAGAACAAGGAUGUUGUGGUCGAGGCAGUGACAGGUUCCGGAAAGACGCUAGCUUUUGUCAUUCCAGUCCUCGAACGCCUCAUCAGACGAGACCACAAACUUCGAAAGAACGAGAUCGGGGCGCUCGUGAUCAGUCCAACAAGAGAAUUAGCUUCACAGAUACAUUCAAUAUUCUCCCUUUUUCUAUCAUCACAGCCAGGAACUGAGCACCCUGAUCCCGAUGAGGACGUCCCUUCAACAUCCGAACCGUCCUCUUCAACUCGACUACCUCCACCACUACUUUUAGUUUCUUCCGCGCAAUCGUCACCCGUCCAAGACGUCCAGCGGUUUGUAGCCACGGGUGCAGACAUCAUCAUCGGCACGCCAGGGCGUGUCGAGGAGUUUUUACUUGGUAAGGGCAAGAAUGCCGUGAGUACCAAAGAGCUGGAGGUGCUCAUACUCGAUGAGGCCGACCGGUUACUUGACCUCGGAUUUCAACAGACGCUCACUCGUAUCCUCAUGCACCUACCGAAGCAAAGGCGCACGGGCCUAUUCAGCGCCACAAUGACAGACGCCGAUGCCCUGUCGGAACUCGUCCGUGUCGGUCUUCGUAAUCCUGCGAGAAUCGUCGUGAAGGUCCAAUCAAAGGCUAUUGCAGACUCGGGCAGAAAGCUCGGUCUGGGUGGUGAGGAGAGGAGGAUUCCCGCUAACCUAAAAAUCUUCUAUGUCCACUGUCGAACGUCGGAGAAGCUGGUCCAACUCUCACGAAUCAUCUCACAAGAAACCACACAAAACGGGUCCUCGCGUUUCAUCGUAUAUUUUGCGACAUGCGCAUGCGUCGACUACUUCUAUCGCACACUGCCUUUAUUCCUUUCUGACAACGCUAAUCUCUACUCUCUCCAUGGGCAUCUUCCCCCGGCCGCCCGAACCCGUACCCUGAGCUCCUUUGCCGAGUCAGUUUGCACACCCUCCUCACCCUCCAUACUCCUUGCGACCGACGUCGCCGCAAGAGGACUAGACCUUCCGGACGUAGAUGUGGUCCUUCAGUUCGACCCACCAUCGGACACAAAGGCAUUCUCCCACCGGUGUGGACGCACCGCUCGAGCAGGUAAAAGUGGAAGAGCCUGGGUUCUUCUCACCGGUCGAGAACGAGAGUACGUCGAUUUUUUGGCCGUAAGGAAGAUCCCCCUGAAGCAGCGCCCAUACCUUCUCGAUGAUAACUCCGCCGCUCCCUCGAACGACGACGACCGUGUCGAAGACGAAGCGGUCCCCGCGUACUUAUCCAAAAUACGGGAACUGUUACUGAGUGAUCGUGCCCUUCAUGAUGCAGCGGCAAAGUCAUUCGUGUCGUUCGUGCGUGCCUAUAGCAAACACGAGGCGUCUUAUAUCUUCCGGGUGAAGGACCUGGAUCUGGUCGGCGUGGCAAAGUCAUUUGGGCUGCUUCGCCUUCCGAAAAUGCCGGAGUUCAAGGGGGAGGAUAUUGGCGAUUGGAAGGAUGCUAAUGUUGACUGGGAUGCAUACACCUAUGCGGACGAAGCUCAAGAGACAAAACGGCUAGCUGCUUUGGAAGAAAAAGCGUCGAAGAUCUCUGCACCUCGGCCUCCACCUCCUGACAAGACGAAAUACGUGCCGUGGAGCAACAAAAUUAGCAAGCAAGAAGAAAAGGAGAAGAGGCGUGAGAAGAAGGAUCGUAAGAAAAAGUGGCUGAAGGCCCAGACGGCCACAGAGUCAGGUAAAGAUAGCGAAGCACCCUCGGCCUCAAAGAGAGGGCGUGAUGAUGAUGCGGUAGCGUCGGGGAACGAUGAGGAUGAUUGGGAGGAGCUUGCACGGGAGGAGAGGAUGGCCAAAAAGCUGAAGAAAGGUGAUGUCAGCCAGCGCGACUUUGACAUGGAGUUUGCGGAGUUGUAGUGAUGUAUCAUUCCAUGCUACAUCAUCGUGCCCAUCUAUCGCGUAGUCACGACCCCCUUGACAGGAUCUCCAUUUUGUUGAUUUAGAACGGGACAUCUGACUCGCCUUCUCUCGUUUUCGCACGGUUAUCAAUGCAUGUUUUGCUGCAAGAGGUGGGUCGGUGUCCACGACGACUUCAUUGUACCUCUUAGCAGCGUCCUUUCC